AGACGUAGAAAACUUGGUUUUACAAAUCCUAACAUUGUACUUUUUCGUGAGUAGUGUCUUCAGGUGCCCAGAUUUGCACUGCAGGUCUCACCACCUCCACUAGUUCUUCCCCGUUCUCUGCCGGCAUGGGUGGAACGAGUCCGGAGGGGGAGAGACACAGCCGAUCUCCACAAUCAAGGUCACGUUCUAGGUCACGCCUGGAGUCCGAGUCAAGACGGGGUUCCCACUCUCGUUCUCCAGCAGGACGAAGACGUUCAUAUAGCAGGUCACGCUCACGCACACCGCGCCGUCAUCGAUCUAGAAGUGGCUCUCCACGUAAUGGUUAUAGUGGAAGCAGCAGGAGCUAUUCGCGUCGUAGCCGAUCUCCAAUGUCAAAUCGUCGUCGACACAUUGGUACCCGAGAUAACCCUGAACCUUCCAAAUGUCUGGGGGUUUUUGGACUCAGUGUCUAUACAACAGAAAGGCAGUUGCACCAGAUUUUUGAUAAAUUUGGACCCCUAGAAAAAGUUCAAGUUGUUUUGGACUCAAAAUCUCAAGUCAGCUGCGCACGACAUCACUGCAGUGACACUGGUAAAUCCCGUGGUUUUGCAUUUGUUUAUUUUGAAUCCCUGAAAGAUGCUUCAGAGGCAAAAGAUGAGUGCUCUGGCAUGGAGAUAGAUGGGCGACGAAUCAGAGUAGAUUUCUCCAUAACAAAACGUCCACACACACCUACCCCGGGCAUCUAUAUGGGCAGGCCCACAUCACAAAGAGGCUAUGACCGAGGCUACAGUGGUCGAGGAGGAGGUGGUGGUGGAGGAGGACAUAGAGGUGAUAGGUAUCGUUCUCCAUCACCACGUUACAGAUCUCGCAACAGUGGAAGACGUGAUUAUUAUGACCGAGGGUAUGAUCGGGGUGAUAGGUAUGAUCGUGGGUAUGAUCGUUAUGAUAAGUCGUAUGACCGCUAUGACAGGUCAUAUGACCGAUAUGAUCGAUCAUAUGAUAAGUAUGAUCGCUAUGAAAGGUCAAGAUCUCGCUCAUACUCCCCACGGAGAUACAAGUAUUGAUGGUUGUGGCCAAAUUUUGUGGUUAGAUGGUAGAUUUUCCAUUUUCUAGCAUUGUGAAUGCUUGCCAUGUAUCAGUGCCGCAGUUGGUGCCACUCUUAGUGCCACAUCAUCUACGAAAGCAACGUUAUCUGAGAUGUCUUUCAUAUUCAUUUUGUCCUCAAGUUGUAAAGCCCUUCUCAGUAGCAUUAACUAGCAUUUAGUAUAUUAUUCUUUGCUUUGAGGAUAUAUUUUUUAAAAAGGUAUGGCAUGACAGUUUUUCUCUUUAUUUGUUCGUAUUACUAGAUUUUUUAAAAGUUUCAUGGACAGAAUAUCAAUUAAUUUUUUCUUUUUGUGAAUUUAGAAGUUAUUGAGGCCUUUUUCCAAGUUUGGUUGAAGUUUGGGUGCCAUCAAGAAUUCUGUUUAGGUCCUUGUGUAUGUUGUCUUACAGCUUUUGACAAAUUUGUGUUUUGCUGUACUGACUUUUAUGUUUUGCUGGACAUUGCCAUGAGUGUUUGAGGAAAUCCUUUAUAAAUUCAUGCUCUCUUUACAAAUUCCAAUGUCAGUCUCAGUCAGUACUUAGCAAUUUUUGAAGUGUAUUUGUUACAGAGAGUGUAUUAACACUAUAAUGUUUACGUAACAAGUAGGUAAAUAACCGAACAGUGUAAUUGAGAAAUUCCUUUUUUGAUCUUGAGAAAUUCAAGAUGAAUUUAUAAAAGUUUGGCUUAGUUUUUUUGGUGGUCAGAUAUUUAGCAAUGCAAUUUGGAAUACUGUUUACUGUAGUACUUGUUGAUAGAUCUAGAGUUGAAUUUGUAUAUUUUGGGUCCUACAAUGUAGUUUUCAUACAAUCUAUUUGUUGCAGUAUCCAUUGAUAAGGGAUUUGUCUUUCCAUGCAACUGUUGUACAGUAUUUUUUUCAUUAGGUUGAUCAUGAUUGUAAAAUUCAAUUUUUGCAGCAACUUAACUGUGUAAAAUUCAAGUUUUGUAGCAAGUUAACUACUUGAGUUUUCAGUUGGCGAGAAACAUACUAUUUUACUGUUAAGUUGACAGCAUUUUGUCAAUAGUUAUUGUUAAGGUGGAAAAUAUAAUGAAUACCAUAAAUUCGAUGUUUUGCAUAUGAAAGCCUGUGUUUAGAUUUAUGGUCUCGAAAUGGUUAAUAAAUCUGAACCUCAAAUGAUUGCACAUAAAAGACUUUACUUAUA
Molecule: messenger RNA, 2220 nt
Organism: Macrobrachium nipponense
Lineage: Eukaryota; Metazoa; Arthropoda; Malacostraca; Decapoda; Palaemonidae
Product: transformer-2 protein homolog alpha-like
Exons: 9
Coding region: 126-1043 (305 amino acids)
Biological process (GO): positive regulation of mRNA splicing, via spliceosome
Cellular component (GO): spliceosomal complex
Molecular function (GO): RNA binding
Source: RefSeq, a predicted model, not a curated record